AUUAUCCAAUCGUCAAUGCAAUGUCCUCUCUUUAUUAUCCAUCUCCCAUUCAUUCUCCCUCGUAUCAACACUGCAAAGGAUUCAAGAGUCAAGAUCACUGUGGUUCCUGCUCUCCACCUUGUCCCCACACCUCUCCUCCUCCAUUUUCACUCUGAAAUCCUAGAUCGAUCUCUCUCUCUCUCUCUCUUCCCAUUUUUCAAAUCCUCGGAAAAACACCCCCCCACCUUCUUUGCUGUCUUUAAUACCAAUUUACCCAAACUCUCUCAUCUUUCUCAACCUUUUCUUCCAACCCAACCCACACUCGCCCAUCAAUGUAAUCAUAUGUAUGUAUAGCUCUCAUUUCACUCCAAACUGAAAAUAAUUGCGGACCAAACUCCAUUUCCUUUCUCUUUAUAACUCUCUUCAGGCACCAUCCUUACCAUGAGUUCCCAAGAUCCCAAGUCCUCUUCAAAGCCCUUCAAAUCCCCCAAUCUGUCCCAGCCCUCGAGAUCUUCCUCCCUCUCUUCCCACCUGGCCAUGGUGGAGCUUAAGCAGAAGAUACUUACCUCUCUUUCCAAGCUCUCCGACCGCGACACCCAUCAAAUUGCCAUGGACGACCUCCAGUCCACCAUCCAUUCCCUCUCACCCGACGCUCUCCCUAUGCUCCUUAACUCCCUCUACGACGCCGUUUCCUCCGACCCCAAGCCCUCCGCCCGCAAGGACUCCCUCCGCCUACUCGCCCUCACCUGCUCCUCCCACCCCGACGCUGCCUCCGCCCACCUCACCAAGAUCAUCGCCCACGUCGUAAAGCGCCUCAAGGACAACGACUCCGCCGUCCGGGACGCCUGCCGCGACGCCAUUGGCUCCCUCUCGGCCCUCUACCUCAAGAACGCUGGUGUUAACGGCAACGACAGCGUGGUGGGCCUCUUCGUCAGGCCCUUGUUCGAGGCCAUGGGGGAGCAGAACAAAGGGGUCCAAUCCGGUGCAGCCAUGUGCGUGGCCAAGAUGGUGGAGUGCGCUUCCGAGCCACCCCCCAUCUCCGCGUUCCAGAAGCUUUGCCCCAGGAUCUGCCGCUUGCUUAACAAUCCCAAUUUCUUGUCCAAGGCCUCGCUCCUGUCCGUCGUCGUCAGCCUGUCUCAGGUGGGAGCAAUUGCACCUCAAAGCUUGGAGAAUUUGCUCCAAAGUAUUCAUGAAUGCCUAGGUAGUACAGAUUGGGCAACACGUAAGGCAGCGGCUGAAGCGUUGAGUGCAUUGGCAUUGCAUUCAAGUGAUUUGGUUUCGGAUAAAGCUGCUUCUACCUUGACGGCACUUGAGUCUUGCCGUUUUGACAAGAUAAAACCUGUGAGAGAUAGCAUGGUAGAGGCAUUGCAAUUAUGGAAAAAGAUUUCUGGCAAAGGAGGAGAUGGAUCUCCAGAUGGCAAGACACCCUCUCGUGGUGGUGAAACUCCUGAACUAGGUAAAUUGUCUGACAAAAAUGGUCCACAAAAUCUAAAUCUCAGUGAAAGGGGAUCAGAGCAACCAGCUAAGAAUUUAUCUAAUGGCUCUUCCCCUUCUUCAGAUUCUGUUUCUAAAGCCAAAGGUGGUAGCAUUUCAGAAAGAGCAGUUGUAAUAUUGAAGAAGAAAGCACCGGCCCUUACUGACAAAGACCUAAACCUAGAAUUCUUCCACAAACUUGAAACAAGGGGUUCUGGUGAUUUGCCAGUGGAAGUAGUUGUUCCUCGUAGAUAUGUCAGUUCUUCGAAUGCAAACAACGAGGAAGAACCAGAUCCAAAUGAAACCAAAUUAAAGGGAAGAUCAAAUCGCAUUGAAAAUACCCAAUCUGAUGAUUUUCAUGGAUCUUUCAACAGCAAAUUCCGUAAUAUAGAGAGAGUAACUGCUUCUGCAUAUUCUAAACAACGAGGUCAUGAUGACAUUGCACGUGAUAAGUGGCCUGAAGAGAGGGUAAAUGGAAAAGAGCCUAGAAUGAGAGCAUUUGAUGGUGAUGACAGGAUUGAUACUAAUCAGAGGGAGUCAUCUGGCAAUCGUGUGGGUUUCUCCAAAACUGAUGCUCAAUCUGAAGGAUCCUUCAUCAAUAACAAAGGAAGUUGGUUGGCAAUCCAGAGGCAGCUAUUGCAGCUGGAGAGACAACAAGCUCAUCUGAUGAACAUGCUUCAGGGUUUCAUGGGUGGCUCUCAUGAUAGCAUGGUAACUUUAGAGAAUAGAGUAAGGGGUCUUGAGCGAGUUGUUGAAGACAUGGCACAGGACUUGUCAAUAUUCUCUGGUAGAAGAGGUGGUAAUUUUGCAAUGGGAUUUGAGGGAUCUUCUAAUAGGCCUCUGGGAAAGUAUAGUGCUUUCCCCGAGUAUUCUAGUGCCAAAUUUGGAAGGGGUGGUGAUGGGCGAAUUCCAUUUGGAGAAAGAAUUCCCCAGUCUGAUGGAAUGACUUUGAGCAUGAGAGGAAGGGGCCCUCCUUGGAGAUCUGACAUGUCUGAGGCCUGGGAUUUUCCUGCAUCCAGUGCUUCCAGAAAUGGGCAGAUUGGCUCAAGGAGAGCUCUUGGUGGCGGUAGCAUGGAUGGUAGGUCACCAAAAUCGGAACAUGAGAGUGAUCAGGGUGGUAGCAGGAGAGCUUGGGACAAAGGAACUGGACCUGUUAGGCUUGGUGAGGGGCCUUCUGCAAGAAGUGUUUGGCAGGCCUCGAAGGAUGAAGCUACACUGGAAGCGAUUCGGGUAGCUGGGGAGGACAGUGGAACUUCUCAGAUGGCAAGAGUAGCUAUCCCUGAAAUGACUGCAGAAGCUUUGGGGGAUGAUAGUGUUGGCCACGACCGGGAUCCAGUGUGGACGUCUUGGAGUAACGCAAUGGAUGCCCUUCAAGUGGGUGACGUGGAUUCUGCCUAUGCUGAUGUUUUGUCUACAGGGGAUUCUUACUUGCUUGUAAAGCUAAUGGACAGAUCAGGUCCUGUGCUUGACCAACUCUCGAACGAAGUAGCAACUGAGAUCUUGCUUGCUGUUGCACAAUUUUUACUGGAGCAGAACCUUUUUGACUUCUGUUUGUCUUGGAUUCAUCAGUUGGUGGAAAUGGUACUGGAAAAUGGACCCCAUGUUUUGAGUAUUCCCAUGGAAGUGAAGAAGGAGCUUGUGAUGAAUUUAAAUGAAGCUUCUUCAACAAUGGAUCCACCUGAGGACUGGGAGGGUGCAACGCCUGACCAACUCUUGUUGCAGUUGGCAUCAGCCUGGGGAGUUAAUCUGCAGCAGCAUGAGAAGUAGUCUCCAGUUAACAGCCUAUUGGUAAUGGAAUACUGUACUAAAUAUGCAGACUUCCUUUCUUUGGGUAUUUCGGUAUAUAGCUCAUUUUUUUAGCAUAAGUUGAAUGGAAUUUUGAAUGAAUGAACGACGCAUUUCGAUUGCACAUUAUGCAAUAGAGCAAGUUAUUGAUUGAA
Juglans regia (Persian walnut) is the source of this 3392-nucleotide messenger RNA. Its product is annotated as microtubule-associated protein TORTIFOLIA1-like. Gene Ontology annotation, biological process: multicellular organism development; circumnutation; unidimensional cell growth. The transcript has 6 exons. Gene Ontology annotation, cellular component: cortical microtubule, transverse to long axis. The coding region runs from base 421 to 3219 and encodes 932 amino acids. NCBI's taxonomy places the organism in Eukaryota, Viridiplantae, Streptophyta, Magnoliopsida, Fagales, Juglandaceae. Gene Ontology annotation, molecular function: microtubule binding. The record is from RefSeq and is a predicted model, not a curated record.